This is a messenger RNA of Myiozetetes cayanensis, 3100 nucleotides long. RefSeq names its product elastin microfibril interfacer 1 (gene EMILIN1). The transcript has 8 exons. Bases 148 to 2859 code for a protein of 903 amino acids. The record is from RefSeq and is a predicted model, not a curated record. Gene Ontology annotation, molecular function: protein binding. Lineage: Eukaryota; Metazoa; Chordata; Aves; Passeriformes; Tyrannidae.
GGCCGAGGGGCGGCCGGGGGGAGGGCAGAGCCGAGCCGUGCCGAGCCGAGCCGCCCAGAGCCGCGGAGCCGCGACGGGACACCCCAUGCGCUCCUGAGCCGCGCCGGACCGGGCUGAGAGAGCCGAGUGGAGCCGCCCCAGCCCAGCAUGGCCCCCUGGCUCUGGCCGUGCCUCCUGGCCGCACAGGCCCUGGCCGCCAACUUUCCCCCCCGGUACAGCCUCUACACCGGCGGGGCCGCCCCGCUCGCCCCCGGCGCGGCCGCGGCCCACAGCGGUGCCCGGGCCGCCGGCCGGCACAGGAACUGGUGUGCCUACGUGGUGACACGCAGUGUGAGCUGUGUGGUGGAGGACGGCGUUGAGAGCUUCAUCAAGCCGGACUAUCAGCCCUGCCCCUGGGGGCAGCUCCAGUGCCCCCGGGUCCUGGCGUACCGCAGCUUCCUGCGGCCCCGCUAUAAGGUGGCCCAGCGGACGGUGUCGGAGCUGGCCUGGCGCUGCUGCCAGGGAUACUCGGGCCCAGACUGCACCGAGGGACCCGCCCCAGCGUCCCCCCAGCCCACCGGCCGCCCCCCGCCCCGGCCCGGCCACCCCACACUCUCCGGCUUCGGCAACCCCCUCAGCGGCCUGGGGGGUGAAGGCGGCGGGGACGCGGAGAAGGUGCGGCGGCUGGAGGAGCAGGUGCGGCGGCUGAGCGAGCAGGUGGAGGAGCUGCGUGCCGGGCAGGAGCCACCGCCCCGGGCGGCGGAGGGGCGCCCCGGGGGCGAGCAGCCGGCCGACGCGGCCGCCCCCGCCGAGGUGCGGGAGGCGCUCAGCCACGUCCAGAAGCGGCUGGAAGAGCUGGAGACCCGCCUGCGCCGCACCGAGGGCGGCCGGGAAGGCCCGGGGACGCCGGGGGGCCCGGGGAUCGCGUCACUGCGCGACCUGGAGCGGCGGCUGCAGGAGCUGUGCGCCGCCUGCACGAUCGGCACCGAGGGGCUGCGGCGGCAGGCGGCCGAGGACCGGGACCGCAUGCGGGCGCUGGAGAAGCUGGUGGGCUCGGUGGACCAGCGCAACCGGGAUGCGGUGGAGUCGGUGCAGCGGCACAUCAGCAGCCUGAGCAGCCGCCUGGCCCCUGUCCCCCCUGCCCCGCCACCCCCGGACGUGCUCCGGCGCCUGGCAGAGCUGGAGCGGCGGCUGGAGGGGCUGCCGGGGCUGGCGGCGGGGCCGGGGCAGGGGCCGGUGCUGGCGCGACGGCUGACGGAGCUGGAGGGGCGGCUGAACGCCUCCCGCGCCGGCCCGUGGCCCUCCGAGCCCGAGGGGCGGCCGGGAGGGCUGCCGGCGCGCCUGGCCAACCUCAGCCGGGCGGUGGAGGGGCUGGCGGCCAGCGGGGCUCAGCGCGGCGCCCGCCUGGACGAGCUCGAGGGGCUGCUGGCUCGCUGCAGCCAGCCCUGCCCGGGGCACGGCGGGGAGCUCGGCCCCCGCCCCCGGCAGCCGCAGGACACCGAAGGGCUCCGUGGGGACGGGCUGGCCGGGACCCUGGGGGGGCUGCUGGGGGCACAGGGAGAGGUGCUGGUCGAGGAGCUGGAGGAACUCCGCAACCGGACGGGGCGGCUGGAGGCGGCGCUGGAGGGGCUGAGCGGUGACCCCUGCGCCCGGCCCUGUGUCCCACCGCCCCCCCGGGAGCCAGAGCAGCUCCAGCCCGACCCCACGGAUCUGGGGGAGCUGGAGGCACCACUGGAGGGGUUCGGCGUCUUCGGGGGUACGUCGCCCUCGGAGCUGCGGGAGCUGCGGGGGGAGCUGGCGGCGGCACUGCGGGCCCUGAGCGGCCUCAACACCACGGUGGAGGGGCUGCAGGACGCGCUGGAUCAGCAGGAUGCCCGGCAGCGCCAGCUGGGCUCCGUCACCGACCGUGUGGUGGCCGAGCUGGACCAGGCGGCGGCGGCGGCGGCGGCACGGCAGGCCGAGAGCGAGGAGCGGCUGGAGGCUCUGGCGCGGGAGCUGGCGCGGGCCGGGGGCUGCCCCGCGGGGCUGGAGCCGCGCGUGGCCAAGCUGGAGGGGAUCUGCGAGCAGCUGGAGGCGGUGGCCGGGGGUCUGCGGGGCGUCCGCGAGGGUCUGGGCCGGCACGUGGCCGGGCUGUGGGGGGCCGUGCGGGACCUGAACGCCACGGCCCGCACCCAGGCAGCGCUGCUGGAGAAGGCGCUGGAGCUGCCGCCCCGGCUGGGCGCCCUCAACGCCAGCCUGGGCCACCUGCGCGGGGAGCUGAACCGCCUGGCACAGCUGGAGCGCCACGGUCCCCCUGGCCCCCCUGGACCUGCUGGCCCCAUGGGUGAGACAGGCCCUCGUGGCCCACCUGGGCCUCCUGGAAAGGAUGGAGAACAGGGUUCCAUGGGCCCCCCUGGGCUGCCUGGAGAGAGAGGCGAGGUCGGGGAGCCAGGCUCGGUGCCCCGAGUCGCCUUCUCGGCCGCCCUGAGCACCCAGCGCACGGAGCCGGGCACCGUCCCCUUCGACCAGGUGCUGCUCAAUGAUGGUGGUGCCUACGACCCCGAGACAGGCACGUUCACGGCGCCAGUGCCCGGGCGGUACUUGGUGAGCGCGGUGCUGACAGGGCACCGGGGCGAGGGGCUGGAGGCCGUCCUGUCCCGCUCCGGCCACGGCAUCGCCCGCCUGGACUCGGCCGGAUUCCAGCCCGAGGGGCUGGAGAAGGGGCCGGUGGCCGCGCAGGCCCCCAGCCCCGGUGCCCUUGGCGUCUUCAGCCUCCUGCUGCCGCUGGCAGCCGGCGAGACCCUGUGCGUGGAGCUGGUGUCGGGGCGCUUGGCCCACGCGCCCGACGAGCCCCUCACCACCUUCAGCGCCGCCCUGCUCUACGACGCCGACGAGCCCUAGAGCCGCCGGGCCCCCGGCAGGGGCACAGCCGGGCCGGGGGGUCCCCACACCCCCACGGGACCCCCCCCACUCGCCCCCUUAUUUAUCAGCACCCCCAGCCCUCGCUGCCCCACCGUCACACAUCCCCACCCCACACCUCCCACCCCGGCCCCCACGCCGCCCCCCGGCCCCCACUGCCCCCCCAAUAAAGACGCGGCACCGGGUUUUGUACCCGCGGCUCUGGCUCCGUCCCUCGCCCCCA